UAUCAAAACUUAGCUCCUACGCAACGCAACACACAUUCUCUUCUUCCUUUUUCCACCAAAAAAAAAAAAAAAAAAAACUCUUCACUCUUUACCUUCCUCUCUCUAUCUGAAAAUGGGUCACUCCACGUUCACGGUGUUUCCUCAUCUCAUUGUGUUGUUUGUGUUCCUCUCGCCGCCAUCUUCCGCCUUCGCCCCCGACGAUCUCCGAUUCGGCAAGAAGCUCAUCAGGGAACUCAAUCUGUUCCCUCCCGACGAUGUCAACAUCGUUCGCGAUCCCGAUUCUAACCUCGUACCCACGAAGAAGAUCGUGGAGAAGCCUCUCAGGUUCCCCAACUUGGUGGCCUCUGAGUCAGGGGUAUCCCUCGACGAUUUGGCUCACCACGCUGGCUAUUACCCCAUUCAGCAUUCUCAUGCUGCAAGGAUGUUCUACUUUUUCUUUGAAUCAAGGAACAGCAAGAAGGAUCCUGUUGUGAUUUGGUUGACUGGGGGACCUGGCUGUAGCAGUGAAUUGGCUGUGUUUUAUGAAAAUGGUCCUUUUAAGAUUGCUGACAACAUGUCCCUUUUGUGGAAUGAGUAUGGUUGGGACAAGGUAUCUAACCUUCUGUAUGUUGACCAACCAACUGGAACUGGCUUUAGUUACAGCACUGAUAAAAGUGACAUUCGUCAUGAUGAAGAUGGUGUGAGCAACGACCUUUAUGACUUCUUACAGGCCUUCUUUGCAGAACAUCCCGAGUAUGCAACAAAUGACUUUUUUAUUACUGGUGAAUCAUAUGCUGGGCAUUAUAUUCCAGCCUUUGCAGCUCGUGUACAUAGGGGAAACAAGGCUAAAGAGGGGAUUCAUAUAAACCUUAAGGGAUUUGCCAUCGGUAAUGGGCUUACUGAUCCUGGAAUUCAGUAUCAAGCUUACCCAGACUAUGCACUGGAAAUGGGCAUAAUUGAGCAGGCUGACCAUGACCGCAUCAACAAAUUAAUGGUUCCAGCCUGCGAAUUGGCAAUAAAGCUAUGUGGCACCGAAGGAAAAAUCGCUUGCACAGCUUCGUAUUUUGUUUGUAACACCAUAUUCAAUUCCAUCAUGUCCCGUGCUGGUGAUACCAAUUACUAUGACAUCAGAAAGAAGUGUGAUGGGAGCCUUUGCUAUGAUUUUUCGAACAUGGAGAAAUUCCUGAACCAAAAAUCUGUUCGGGAUGCACUUGGGGUUGGGAAUAUUGAUUUUGUGUCUUGUAGCAGUACAGUUUAUCAGGCUAUGCUGGUGGAUUGGAUGAGGAAUCUUGAAGUUGGUAUUCCCGCUCUUCUUGAGGACGGAAUCAAUUUGCUUGUAUAUGCAGGGGAAUAUGAUCUCAUCUGCAACUGGCUUGGUAAUUCAAGAUGGGUUCAUGCAAUGGAAUGGUCCGGCCAGAAAGAAUUUCAAGCCUCACCUGAAGUUCCUUUCACAGUUGAUGACUCCGAAGCUGGAAUAUUGAAGAAUUUUGGACCUUUAAGUUUCCUUAAGGUCCAUGAUGCGGGUCACAUGGUUCCAAUGGACCAGCCCAAGGCUUCGUUAGAAAUGCUGAAGAAGUGGACUCAGGGAACCCUUUCUAAAUCUGGAGCUGACGAGGAAAAUUUGGUUGCUGAGUUGUAAUCUCUUAUAUUGCAAUAGUCUAUCAAAAGGGUGCAUAAAUGUAAUGCAGUAAAGAGAAGAAAUUUGGGUGGAAGUGACCGGUGUGUUUUUCCCAUUAACCUGAAUGCAUAUAUCUAAAACGACAGUGAGUCAAGGCCAUGCAAGAAAACUAUCUGUAUCCUUCUUUAACGAUCGCAUUUCUGUAUGACAUUCUACAUUACUGAAUGAGAUUUCUCAUUUA
Gastrolobium bilobum is the source of this 1838-nucleotide messenger RNA. Its product is annotated as serine carboxypeptidase-like. The coding region runs from base 113 to 1618 and encodes 501 amino acids. The record is from RefSeq and is a predicted model, not a curated record. Gene Ontology annotation, biological process: proteolysis. NCBI's taxonomy places the organism in Eukaryota, Viridiplantae, Streptophyta, Magnoliopsida, Fabales, Fabaceae. Gene Ontology annotation, cellular component: vacuole. The transcript is spliced from 9 exons. Gene Ontology annotation, molecular function: serine-type carboxypeptidase activity.